Salvelinus fontinalis (brook trout) is the source of this 2057-nucleotide messenger RNA. RefSeq names its product ubiquitin carboxyl-terminal hydrolase L5 (gene uchl5). Gene Ontology annotation, cellular component: cytoplasm; Ino80 complex. Gene Ontology annotation, biological process: ubiquitin-dependent protein catabolic process; protein deubiquitination. The transcript has 11 exons. Bases 212 to 1201 code for a protein of 329 amino acids. The record is from RefSeq and is a predicted model, not a curated record. NCBI's taxonomy places the organism in Eukaryota, Metazoa, Chordata, Actinopteri, Salmoniformes, Salmonidae. Gene Ontology annotation, molecular function: proteasome binding; cysteine-type deubiquitinase activity.
GAAUCGGCGUAUGCGUACGUGAUUAGAUUUUCUUGCAAACAACGGGCGGACAUCUUGGAUGCGGUAUCCAGUUCUUAUAAUACUUCGAUUUACGUGACAUAUUGAUUCAUUUUGUUAGCUAGGUAGCUAGCUAAGCUAACUAACCACUACGAAUAUUAGAUUGCAGUGCAAUCACAUGCCCUACAGUCUUUUUUGAAAUCAUAACAUAGUAAUGUCUGGAAGCGCAGGAGAAUGGUGUCUUAUGGAAAGUGAUCCUGGUGUUUUCACAGAAUUGAUCAAAGGUUUUGGUUGUAAAGGAGCUCAGGUGGAAGAAAUAUGGAGUAUGGAACCAGAGAACUUUGAAAACCUCAAACCAGUUCAUGGGUUGAUCUUCCUGUUCAAGUGGCAACCAGGUGAGGAGCCAGGAGGAUCUAUCGUUCAGGAUUCAAGGCUUGACAACAUCUUCUUUGCCAAGCAGGUGAUAAACAAUGCAUGUGCUACCCAGGCCAUUGUGAGCGUGCUGCUGAACUGUACCCACUCUGACAUGCUGUUGGGAGAGACACUUACAGAGUUCAGAGAGUUUUCCCUCAGCUUUGAUGCAGCUAUGAAAGGUCUGGCUCUCAGCAACUCUGAAGUUAUUCGACAAGUUCACAACAGCUUUGCCAGACAGCAGAUGUUUGAGUUUGACGCCAAGUCUUCAGCAAAGGAUGAGGAUGCGUUCCAUUUUGUGAGCUACGUCCCUGUCAACGGCAGGCUCUAUGAGCUGGACGGCCUACGUGAAGGACCCAUCGACCUCGGUGUAUGCAACCAGGACGAUUGGAUCAACGCAGUUCGGCCAGUGAUUGAGAAAAGAAUACAGAAGUACAGUGAGGGAGAGAUCCGCUUCAACCUGAUGGCCAUUGUGUCCGACAGGAAGAUGAUUUACGAGAGGAAGAUAGCCGAACUACAGAUCCAGCUAACAGAGGAAGAGCCAAUGGACACAGACCAGAGCAGCACCCUCCUCAGCUCCCUCCAAUCAGAAAUCGCAAAAUAUCAGCUGCUGAUCGAUGAGGAGAAUCAGAAGCUCCAACGAUACAAGAUCGAAAACAUCCGACGAAAGCACAACUACCUACCCUUCAUCAUGGAACUACUGAAGACACUGGCAGAAUACCAGCAGUUGAUACCAUUGGUGGAAAAGGCAAAAGAGAAGCAGAGUGCCAAAAAAGUCCAGGAAGCAAAGUGACCCCACAAACACACGCACUUGUCAGUCAUCUUAUUCAUGUGAAAGGCCAUGGACCCUCUCCCCACAAUUGUAUCCUGUGUCCCCCGCCAGACACGAGCACAGGCGGUGGGACAGAACUGUGUUCACUGUCCCACCCAGCUCUACCCUUCAGCUGUAAUGCAUGCCUGGAAAGAUAUGUUUAAAUGGGCUUGUCUUAUUUUCAUAAUAAAAUGUUUAGAUGUUCAAACAUGCUGUAGUUUUAUUGUUAAAUACAUUUCAUCAUUGUUGCCUACAUGGUCAAGUGUGUUGUUUUUAAUAGUUGUUGGGUAGCCUAGCGGUUAGACCAUUGGGCCAGUAACUGAAAGGUUGCUAGUUUGAAUCCCUGAACUGACUCGGUCAAUCUGCCCUUGAGCAAGACACUUAACCCUAAUUGCUCCAGGGUCGCUGUCAAUACUGUCUGAUCCCUGUCCUUAACCAUUGGAGUGUACAUGUUUGAAACAUGACAAAUAUAAGCUCCCCCUAUCUUGAGAUUAACAAGUGCCACUCAGUCUUAAACAGUGGAGUAAAAAUACUUUAAAUUUGUUUUUGGGGGUAUCAGUACUUUACUAUUUAUAUUUUUGACAACUACAUUCCCAAUGAAAAUAAUGUAAUUUUUACUUCGUACAUUUUCUCUGACACCCAAAAGUACUUGUUACAUUUUGAAUGCUUAGCAGGAUUGUAAAAUGGUCCAAUUCAUACACUUAUCAGGAGAACAUCCCUGGUCAUCCCUACUGCCUCUGAUCUGGCGGACUCACUAAACACAUGCUUUAUUUGUAAAUUAUGUCUGACUGGUGGAAUGUGACCUUGGCUUUGCGUAAAUUAAAAAAAACAAGAAUUG